AUGACCGCUCGCCCCAAGCGGCUGUUCUGCCUCAUCCUUCAGCUCUUCGGCUCUUCCAUGUCCGCCGCGUCGUGUCAUCUUAAUCGCUCGGCAUCCUGGGUUCCCUCCCUCCGGGGAGUCGCAGUGGCUGCAGCGAACCGGCUAACCUACUCGAGGCAAAGUCAUCCAGCCACAAGCCUUUCACUCCGUUUCCAAUUCGUCGAAAAAAUCCCCAAGACCACAGUCAGCAAGGAUAAGAAGGACCAAAUGUAA
Molecule: messenger RNA, 252 nt
Organism: Nezara viridula (southern green stink bug)
Lineage: Eukaryota; Metazoa; Arthropoda; Insecta; Hemiptera; Pentatomidae
Source: the annotation of a GenBank genome assembly